Molecule: messenger RNA, 1891 nt
Organism: Parasteatoda tepidariorum (common house spider)
Lineage: Eukaryota; Metazoa; Arthropoda; Arachnida; Araneae; Theridiidae
Gene: Arp8
Product: Actin-related protein 8
Source: RefSeq, a predicted model, not a curated record
UAAUUGAGCACAGAAGUCAGCAAAUGUAUGUGGUAACAAUAAAAUAAUAAUUUUUUUAAUCUUCAUCGUUAUCGAAAUUUUGUAAAUAAACAUGGCUCCUAUUUUGACGAAGAAGCCGGUCAAUCCAAUCCCAGUUGCUGUUGAACCUGCCGUGGAACCAAUUCAACCAUCAUCAGUAAUUGUGAUCCAUCCUGGAUCAAUGUACUUAAGAAUUGGAAGAGCUUCAGAAUCAUAUCCCAAAGUUAUUCCCCACGUAAUUGCCCGGCGUAAUAGAUUGGGGCCAUCUCCUAUUCACCGAGAUCCAACUUUGGUGCCACUUAUUAAUUUGUCUCAAGAAUUGAAGUCCCAGCUCCACAACUAUCAAGUCACUUUAGGUUCGAUUUUGGCAUCAUGUAUGACAAGUGAUGGUAGACUUAGAAAUUCCAUUCCUUUAAAUAUUGUAACAGAAUAUAAUUCUAAAGUGAAACCUCAAGUAAUAAGUGGGAAAAGUGAUAUCCCUUGGACAAAAGUUGAUGAUCAACACGAUAUUUUCAUUGGAGAAGAUGCACUACGGUUACAACCUGGAGAAAACUUCAACAUACAUUGGCCAAUUAGAAGAGGUCAGUUUAACUUACAUUCUGGUGUUGGCGGAUCGAUGACUUCUGUUUUAUCCGACUUAGAAGCUAUAUGGAGCACAGCAUGUCAAAAAUUACUGGAUAUUAGUCCUAAAGAUUUAAAGUCUUUCAGAGCUGUUCUUGUUAUUUCUGAUGUGUAUAAAAGAGAACAUGUUCGCGAAAUGGUUAAUCUUCUGCUGACUAGGCUUGGGUUUAUGAGCUGCUUUGUCCAUUUGGAAUCUGUGUGUGCAACAUUUGGUGCGGGGGUUAGUUUUGCUUGUGUUGUUGAUGUUGGUGAUCAGAAAACUGCAGUUUCUUGUGUAGAAGAUGGAAUAUCACACAAAAAUACUAGGCUCAACAUUAAUUAUGGAGGAAAUGACAUAACACGUUUAUUCCACUGGUUUUUAGGAAAGUUAAGUUUCCCUUACAAAUGUUCUCCAGAACUUCCAUUAGACUGUUUAACUGUACAGGAGUUAAAAGAACAACUUUGUCAUGUAAAUUUGGACAUCUAUGGAGUUCAAGACAAGUACUUUACCAUUAAACGUCCAAGUGUACCAGUUUUACGCUAUGGUAUAAAGGUAGGCGAUGAAUGUUUGAUUGCUCCACUAGCUUUAUUUCACCCAGAGUUGUUUGGCAUCACAGGUCCUAAAAAGGUUCAAACUCACACUCGAAAUGAAGGAUUGCCAGACGAUCCUUAUGAUGAACAGUAUCUUAUUCAAACUCAAAGACGUGGUGUGAAGGACGUAGCUGAUGGUCAUCCUGACCAAUCUGCUCUGGAUGAAUCUCAUUUGAAUGCUAGUCUAUUGGAAGAAGACAUGGAUUCAGCUGAUCCACCCACUAAUCCAAAUGCUAAAGAAAUGGAAGAUAUCAGCUGUGAUCAAUUAUUUGGAGUUGAUCAAGCUAUCCUUCAAAGCAUUGAACGUUGUGAUUCUGAAGAAGUGAAGAGAAAAAUGUAUAGCUGUAUCUUAUUUGUUGGUGGAGGCAUGAUGUUCCAAGGAAUUCAUUCAUGGUUUCACAACAAAUUCAGGACUCUAGUUCCGAGAAUGUACAGGGCAGAUCCCUAUGACAUAAUCACCAGGCCUAAAGACAUGGACCCUCGAGUUACUGUAUGGAAAGGAGCAGCAUUGAUGAGUUGUUUAGAUACUGCACAAGAACUCUGGAUUAAAAAGAAAGAGUGGAUGAAGUAUAAUGUAAAAAUAUUGAGAGAAAAGGCUCCAUUCAUAUGGUGAAUUCUAUAGGAAUUUUUUGUGUAUAAACUGUACAGAAUUUUAAUAAAUUUUUUUUUAUGCAAAAUUAGA